CCCCCUCCAGAAAUCCACAUUUCAGUUGUUUGCAAGUUGAAAGGAAUGGCGUCUUGUGAAAUUAAAGAAAGUCUAGUGUUCAAUAACAGCACAGGGAAUGUAGGAUCAAAUGAUAAUCUUCAUAAAAUGGAUACAACGGACGUAGGGGCCUCAAACAACCAUGUCAACGAGGAGAAAAUGGAAGAUAUUCCGGCUGAAGAGAUGACUUCUCGAGAUUACUACUUCGACUCUUACGCUCAUUUUGGCAUUCACGAAGAAAUGUUAAAAGACGAAGUAAGAACUUUAACUUACCGCAAUUCGAUGCACCAUAACAAACACUUAUUCGCGGGUAAAACUGUGAUAGAUAUUGGAUGUGGGACAGGGAUUUUAAGUAUGUUUGCUGCUAAAGCAGGAGCCAAAAGGGUAUUUGCCAUUGAAUGCUCUAAUAUCGUCGAUUACGCCCGUAAAAUCGUCGAAACAAACAAACUCGAUCACAUUAUCACCAUAAUUAAAGGCAAAGUCGAAGAAGUGGAACUCCCAGACGGCAUUGAGAAAGUCGAUAUUAUUAUUUCGGAAUGGAUGGGCUAUUGCUUGUUUUACGAAAGUAUGUUGGACACAGUAUUAUAUGCUCGCGAUAAGUGGCUUAAACCUGACGGCCUAUUAUUCCCCGACCGCUGUUCCUUGUUUAUUACUGCCAUUGAAGACCGGCAGUACAAGGACGAGAAAAUCAACUGGUGGGACGACGUCUACGGUUUCGAUAUGAGCUCAAUACGCAAAGUUGCCAUCAGCGAGCCGCUGGUUGACGUCGUCGACCCGAAACAAGUCGUCACGAAUUCGUGCUUGGUGAAAGAAGUCGAUUUGUAUACCGUCAAGAAGGAGGAUUUGGAGUUUUGUGCACCGUUUAGUUUGGUAGUUCGUAGGAAUGACUAUGUCCAAGCUCUCGUCACUUUCUUUACCGUAGAAUUUACGAAAUGUCACAAAAGAAUUGGAUUUACAACUGCUCCAGACGCACCAUAUACGCACUGGAAGCAGACGGUGUUUUAUUUUGAAGAUUACAUGACUGUCAAAAAAGGUGAAGAAAUUAACGGAACGUUCACCAUGAAGCCUAAUCCGAGAAACAACAGAGAUUUGGACUUUGUUAUCGAACUUAACUUCAAAGGAGAAUUAUGCGAAGUUCACGAAAAUAACAGAUACCGCAUGCGUUAAUUUAUUUCCAUUUUUACUACAAGUGUAACUUCCCGAAAAAUAAUCUCAUGACUUCAAACAGGCCCAGAUUUUGACGCUAGUCUUAGUUUACAUUUUUAUGUUGGCACGAGACAUUUAUUUAUACGUGAUUUUCAUCAAAAUUUGCUUUUUUUUCUUGAUUUGAUUGCUGUCGGCAGCGUCAUAUUUAAGAAUCUCCUAAACAUUAUCAUAAGUUUCAAUUGUGAGUGUCCAAUUUUUUGUCUUAAUGAAAGUAUUUCGUUAAGAGUCUAGGUAGUUAAAAAAUGUGGAACAACUUGUAGGAUAAAAACAAAGAAUACUGUUUGUCAAAAACGACCUUCAGUGAGUUAGUUUGAAUACCCUUAAUAUUAUGAAUUAAGUAAUACUUGCAAAUUUCAAUUGUAAACCGUAAUAAUAAAAACAAAUCAUUUAAU
Messenger RNA from Tribolium madens (black flour beetle), 1616 nucleotides. RefSeq names its product protein arginine N-methyltransferase 1 (gene Art1). The transcript has 2 exons. The record is from RefSeq and is a predicted model, not a curated record. Gene Ontology annotation, cellular component: nucleus. Gene Ontology annotation, biological process: peptidyl-arginine methylation. Gene Ontology annotation, molecular function: protein-arginine N-methyltransferase activity. Bases 46 to 1185 code for a protein of 379 amino acids. Lineage: Eukaryota; Metazoa; Arthropoda; Insecta; Coleoptera; Tenebrionidae.